Malaclemys terrapin pileata is the source of this 2193-nucleotide messenger RNA. It is a transcript of the gene NPDC1, whose product is annotated as neural proliferation, differentiation and control 1. The record is from RefSeq and is a predicted model, not a curated record. The transcript is spliced from 9 exons. Gene Ontology annotation, cellular component: membrane. Lineage: Eukaryota; Metazoa; Chordata; Testudines; Emydidae. Bases 101 to 1027 code for a protein of 308 amino acids.
CCCCCGCCCGGCACACGGACUCCUCGCCGCUCCGGCUGCAGCUCCCGCGCCCCCCUCCCGCCCGGACCCCGCUGCGAUGAGUCCCCGGCGCUGCUGAAGGAUGGUGGCGGCCAGGAGAGCGCCUGUGCCCCGGCUCGGAGCCCUCCUCCUGCCCGGGAUCGUCCUCGGAGCCUGCCUGCUGCGGCCCGGCGCCGGCAAACCAGAGGAGUCCUGUCCACGGAGCUUGGACUGCACGCUGCAGAGAAGGGCGUUCUGCCCCCCUGGUUCCCAUGUCUGUGGUCCCUGCCUCCCGCAGUUUGUGGAAGAUGAACACGGAAGAUGCGUCCAGAGGAAGUGGUCCUCCACUGGGAGAACUUCUGUUCCCAACCUAGAGGAAGAAAUCGACUUCUUAGCUGACGUGCUGGCCAGACAGGAUGCCGCUCGCCUCCAUCUGCUCCAGGAUGCCACCCAGGCCCCGUCAGGGAAGCAUCCUGAAGCCGCUGGGGCGAGAGGGGAGUCCCCCAAGAGGAACAGAGCGAGCCACAGGGCUGUGACAUCUCAUCCCACCACUGCCACCAAGACAGUGAAGAGUUCUCCAGUGGAGGUGUUCCAUGUCACUUCAAAUGACCUCCUGAUACUCGGGAUGAUCGUGGUGUUCUCGGUCGCCGGCAUCGUUGCUUUAAUCGUGGCUGCGAUCUGCUGGUGCAGGCUGCAGAAGGAAAUCAGACUAGCUCAGAAAACCGACUACCCAUCUCAGAAGCUACCCGGCCCCCUGCCAUACGACAAAGUCUCGCCUGGGGAUCAGACGCUGGCUCAGAGUGCCCAGAUGUAUCACUACCAACACCAGAAACAGCAGAUGCUCUCCAUGGAAAAGCAUAAAGAGGAGCCCAAACUGCCUGACUCGGCAUCCUCCGACGAGGAGAACGAAGACGGUGAUUUCACGGUGUACGAGUGCCCAGGGCUGGCUCCAACUGGAGAAAUGGAAGUGAAGAACCCCCUCUUUGACGACUCAACCUUACCCCCUCCGGGCCCCAAGUCACACCAGUAACCUCUCUCCCGCCCGAGCUCGCUACGGACCGGUAUGCAGAAUGCCAAAAACCGCCAGCACCUCGGCUCCUCCCGAGGGACUCCGGACGAGGCUGCCACUCAGUGCGCGGAUUCCCAGAAUCCACCGCCAGACUGUUAGACCCCGCUCAGUACACACCUGCCGACAGCUUUGGGGGGUCGCUCCCGGUUCCAGCUUCUCCUUGUUCUUUCUGUUGUGAUCUCGCUUGUUCCCUGCCCUGUGUUCCCUGUAUUCUUUCAGCUGCUGGGAGCUCUGGUUCCUCUGGAGAUGGGAGGGGGCAGCUGGUUGGCUGAGUGCUAGCGCAAGGGCUGGCAGUUUUGGGUUUGUUUUGUUUGUUACUUUGGGGGUCGGGGGAUACUAGUGGUACAGCGGGUGCAAAGGGGUCCUGGGAAGGGACCUCUAGAGGGGAUCAAGGAGUGAACAGCAAAGCAAGGGCCUUGCCUUCACUCCCCGGCACUCUGGCAAACAUCCCACCUGACCCUUGCAAACACCAGUGCUGCUAGCGGGAGCAGAAGUGACGCACAGUGGCCCACGCUGGCAGCCCACUGGAGCCCAGGGUGCACUAGUGCUUGCAGCCGAACUGGUGGGAAACUUUCCAAGAAAAGUCUAGUGUAGACCUGGCGAAAAGAGCCACGGUCCUUCCUCGUGGCUGGAUCCUACUGCGCCCCUCCACCAGAAAUCCUCUCCAGCCAAGAGACUAGAGAGCCCUUGGUGCCCAGGUUACAUGUCGUCCUGCCAAAAGUAGGAGCAAAAGGAGCCGUGGGUGGGAACUUAGUGGAAUGGGAACCAGCUCUCCCCGUAGCACAUUGUCCUCGAGCUGUGGAGUCAGCCCAGUCCAUGGCUUGGCCCAUCCCAGUGAGCAAACGGGGGGAUACCCCACCCCAAAUCACGCUUGAUAUCUGGCUUCCCAUUUGGGUGACUCUAGACUCGGUGCCUUUGUCUCGCUGUCCCUGGGAGUUGGGGUCUGAUACAGCAAGUUUGCCCUAUCACCGAAUUCUGCUGUGAUGCAGGUUUUAUAAUUCCAUGUUUGUAGCAUUUUCCAACGAGUAACUUGGCCAGGGCGCACACACCUUUCUGGCCAGCUUUUCUCUUUCGUUGUAUAAAACAGUUUGUCCAAUAAACCAGCUAUGCAGGUUUCUGAUGGUGGA